This is a messenger RNA of Pestalotiopsis fici W106-1, 2088 nucleotides long. RefSeq lists its product as uncharacterized. NCBI's taxonomy places the organism in Eukaryota, Fungi, Ascomycota, Sordariomycetes, Amphisphaeriales, Sporocadaceae. Gene Ontology annotation, biological process: long-chain fatty-acyl-CoA metabolic process; long-chain fatty acid metabolic process. The transcript has 2 exons. Gene Ontology annotation, molecular function: long-chain fatty acid-CoA ligase activity. The coding region runs from base 1 to 2088 and encodes 695 amino acids. Gene Ontology annotation, cellular component: endoplasmic reticulum; plasma membrane; lipid droplet. The record is from RefSeq and is a predicted model, not a curated record.
AUGAGUCUACCAACGCAAAAACAUGGUGUUACACCUCUACACCUCGUCCAACAGCCGCCCUACUCGAUCCAAUCACCGGGCGAGCUGGCCAAAGAUGGCGAGACUGCUCCCUACCGAAACAUCAAGGCCAAGAACGGCCUCAUUGAGAAGCCUGCACCCAAUGUCUCCACGAUAUUCGAGCUGGUGAAGCACAGUACCGGGAAAUAUGCCGACUUGCACGCCAUAGGCUCGAGACAACUCGUCAAGAUACACAAGGAAGUCAAGAAGGUGGAAAAGAUUGUCGACGGACAAACGACAAAAGUGGACAAGGAGUGGCAGUACUUUGAGCUUUCGGAAUAUUCCUACCUCACAUACACGGAAUAUGAGAGGCGGGUGUUGCAGGUCGGAGCCGGACUACGCAAGUUGGGCUUGGAACCACAGGACAAGGUGCACAUUUUUGCUUCCACGAGCGCGAAUUGGCUCUGCCUCUCGCACGCCUGCUCAUCGCAGUCGGUCACGAUCGCAACCGCCUACGAUACCCUGGGACCCGAUGGCGUACAACAUUCCCUGGUUCAGACAAAGGCCAAGGCCAUGUAUACCGAUCCCCAACUGCUGAAGACAGCAUCUGCUGCUCUCAAGUCCGCAAAAGACGUCGAGGUCCUCAUCUACAAUGACGAAUCGCUCAUGCCCAUGAGCGGUUCGGAACUGAGCUCAUUCAAAGAGGCGCAUCCCCAAUUGCAGGUCAUUUCGUUCAGCGAGCUCCGUGCGCUGGGCGAAGCGAAUCCGACGGCACCAGUGGCCCCCAAGCCUUCCGACCUAUACUGCAUUAUGUACACAUCUGGUUCGACCGGUCCGCCAAAGGGCGUGCCCAUCACCCACGAGGCCAUUAUCGCAUCAAUCGCAGGUCUUCACAGCAACGUCGAAGAGGCCAUCUCCUCUGACGACGUCGUACUUGCUUAUCUGCCCCUGGCGCACAUCUUUGAACUCUGCCUCGAGAACCUGGCCAUCUUUGUCGGAGGUACAUUAGGAUACGGUUCGCACCGCACGCUGACGGACACGAGUAUGCGCAACUGUGCUGGUGACCUACGGGAGCUGAAACCCACUGCCAUGGUUGGCGUUCCCCAGGUAUGGGAGACGGUCAGAAAGGGCGUCGAGGCCAAAGUCAACUCUGCUGCUGCUAUUACCAAGGCCAUGUUCUGGGGUGCCUACAAUCUCAAGUCUACCUUGGUAUCGUAUGGCCUUCCUGGUGCCACUCUCUUGGACAAUGUGGUCUUUGGCAAGGUCCGGGAAAUGACGGGAGGUAGAUUACGCUUCAUAUUUAAUGGUGCAUCUGGAAUCUCCCAGGGCACGUUGCAUUUCAUGUCCAUGGUACUCGCGCCAAUGAUCGCUGGAUACGGUCUGACCGAAACCUGCGCCAGCGGUGCCCUGGGAUCGCCGCUACAAUGGACACCUCACGCCAUCGGUCCCGUGCCGAGUGCUGUCGAGCUCAAGCUCGUUAGCCUUCCGGAGCUGAAUUAUAGUACCGCCUCAACACCGCCGCAGGGUGAGAUCCUGUUGCGAGGCAAGCCCGUGCUCAAGGGGUACUACGAAAACCCCGAAGAGACGAAAAAGGCCAUCACGCCCGACGGGUGGUUCAAGACAGGUGACAUUGGUGAGAUUGACUCCAACGGACACAUAAAGGUCAUUGAUCGCGUCAAGAACCUCGUCAAGAUGCAGGGCGGAGAGUACAUUGCGCUCGAAAGGGUCGAGGCCAUCUAUCGAGGCAGCCAAUUCGUGCAGAACCUGAUGGUCCACGGCGACUCGUCGCACCCCCGAGCCAUUGCCAUUGUCAGCCCCAACGAGAAACACCUCACGGAGCUCGCCGAGAGCCUGGGCGUGGACGAGAAGAGCAUGUACCACGACAAGCAAGUCAAGGACGCCGUCUUGAAGGACUUGAUUGAUGCUGCCAAGAGAGGAGGUCUGAGCGGACUGGAGAUGAUUAGUAACGUCAUCAUUGUCGACGACGAGUGGACACCAGUAAAUAAUCUUGUCACGGCCACACACAAGGUGAAUAGACGAAAGUUGCAACAACACUACGAAAAGGAGAUCGAGGCGGCCUUUAGAGGAUAG